Molecule: messenger RNA, 2434 nt
Organism: Paramisgurnus dabryanus
Lineage: Eukaryota; Metazoa; Chordata; Actinopteri; Cypriniformes; Cobitidae
Gene: htr2b
Product: 5-hydroxytryptamine (serotonin) receptor 2B, G protein-coupled
Biological process (GO): vasoconstriction; phospholipase C-activating serotonin receptor signaling pathway; smooth muscle contraction
Cellular component (GO): dendrite; plasma membrane
Molecular function (GO): neurotransmitter receptor activity; G protein-coupled serotonin receptor activity
Source: RefSeq, a predicted model, not a curated record
UGGAAGUUGUAAACCUGUGAACGCGAUAGAUGAUGCGGAAAAAAAUAUCCAAGAAUUCGUCCAAAUCAUCAGCAAAUAGGAAUUUCCACUGAAUGAAAUGCUAAAAACGUGGGACCACAUUUGGAUUUUUCCCAUCAAGGAAGCCUAUGAUUUUUUUGUGUUUCCAUGCACAUAUAAAAUGUGAGAAGCCACAAUAAGGGAGACAUGAUUUUAACAUCGGGAAUUGUAACACAUCGUCAGGAAUUGCAACGAAGCAGAAGUAAUAAGAUUCUGUUUCUUUAAAGAAGGAAAACAGCAAAACUACAGAGAAUACAGCAUUUGGGUUAAUAAACAAAGGAAAGUGGUGUAAAACACAGCGACACAGAUGGACGAUACCUUACUUGCCUUGCGAUUACUCCAAUAACAAUUCUGCUCGAGGGUAAAAGUUCAAAAGGACAAAGCUUGCUGCAUGUAGAUACAAAAUUUUGAUACAGAAAGUUAGGUUUUUGGAAGCAUUUGGUUCAAAUUUUGUAGCAGAUGGGCAAGCAUCACUUAAAUUGAACCUUCCACCACCCUCUGAUCAGACAAUGCUGGCCAAGCCUUUGGAAAAACUUGAAGCACAACUUGCCAAAGCAGCACGGUCGGCCAUAGCAUCAUGUCCCAGAGAGAGGUGACCCUGCUGGACCUCAACCGAACAUGGAGCACCGAUGCAACCUUUAUUCAGUCCGGCGAGCGACUCCGUUGGGCUGCAUUGCUUAUCCUUCUGGUCAUUAUCCCAACAAUUGGUGGAAACAUCCUGGUCAUUCUUGCAGUAUCAUUGGAAAGAAAACUCCAAAAUGCCACAAACUUUUUCCUGAUGUCAUUGGCCGUGGCAGAUCUACUGGUGGGUGUGUUAGUCAUGCCCAUUGCUCUGGUGGCUGUACUUUUUCACUCCAGGUGGCCUCUUCCAGAUUUUCUGUGCCCUAUCUGGCUGUUUCUGGAUGUCUUGUUCUCAACGGCCUCCAUUAUGCACUUGUGUGCAAUCUCCCUUGACCGCUACAUAGCUAUCAAGAAACCCAUCCACCACAGUCAGUUCAAGUCUAGAGCCAAAGCACUGGCUAAAAUUGCAUUUGUCUGGCUGAUCUCUAUAGGUAUUGCAAUUCCCAUUCCAAUUAAAGGGCUGCAGGUCUCCAAUUAUCCAAACAUCACCUUCAACACCAACCACACCUGUUUGUUGUCCCCAGAGGGUUUUGGGGAUUUCAAGGUGUUUGGCUCACUGACGGCUUUCUUUAUACCUCUUGCAAUCAUGAUGAUUAUUAACCUGUUGACAAUCCAAGUACUGCGCAAGAAGGCCUAUCUUCUAAGAUCAAGAGCUACAAGGAGUACCAUUUCCACUGUCGUACAACAGGAACCAUCGGUUCCUUCUCCAUCUGAGAAAUUAUUUAUUCUAGAGGGAAAUAAAAACAAUAGAAUACAGAGCUCCGUUAACUCUGACAACCCCAUCACAAGUAAUGAUGUCCCUUUUCGCAGGAUGUCCACUAUAGGAAAGAGAUCAAUGCAAAACCUGAGCAAUGAACAAAGGGCCUCAAAGGUCUUAGGGAUUGUAUUCAUGUUGUUUGUUGUAAUGUGGUGUCCUUUCUUUAUUACUAAUGUGACGUCUGUACUCUGUAAAGGGUGCAAUAGCAAUCUAGUGGAACAGUUGUUGGACAUCUUUCAAUGGGUGGGUUAUGUUUCAUCAGGCAUCAAUCCACUGGUCUACACCUUGUUUAACAGGACUUUCCGGCAGGCCUUUACACGUUACAUAAUGUGUAACUACGGCCGUACGAAGACUCUAAAAAUGCACCGAAGAACCAGAAUUUAUUUUCGGUCGUCUGUGGCAGAAAACUCAAAGCGGUUUAUGAAACACGGCAUGAAGAAUGGCAUCAGCCCUGUGAGUUAUCAGACUCCUCUUCCCUGUCGCCCAGCCCAUGUUCAGACUUCUGCAAACAUCACGUUGGACAUGUUGCUCCUGACACAGAAUGAAGGCUGCAAACCUGACGAAAACGUAAGCUGUGUGUAACACAGUUGGUUGAAUCAGGAGUCAGUGAACCGCAAGCACAUGUGCCUUUUUAAUUGAUCAUCAGGGUCGAAAACCUGGAAAGGAGUUCAACAGAGCUGGACAUGGGUCUCCACUGAAGCAAUUAUAAAACUUCUUAAGCCUCAAGUGGGGCUAAAGAAAAGCACACAAGGAUGACAUCCAAGCUUUCGGGUGUGAAAAGGCAGCCUGUGAAAACACAUCUGAACUUAUGGGUAAAAAUGGUGGUUGACAGGGUGUGCAAUGUGAAGCCAAAAUAAGACAUUAGCAAGAUAAGAAAAAAAAUCUAAAUUAAAGCAGUUUUGUAUUUUUAUAGAGCAUCUGAUAUUGAAAUAAAAGAGCUUCUUUAUAUGUACAAAAUAAUUAUCUAGAUGUAUGCUGUUUUGAAGAUGCUUUCCAAAU